Molecule: messenger RNA, 2365 nt
Organism: Oryzias melastigma (Indian medaka)
Lineage: Eukaryota; Metazoa; Chordata; Actinopteri; Beloniformes; Adrianichthyidae
Gene: slc2a13b
Product: solute carrier family 2 member 13b
Exons: 12
Coding region: 98-2107 (669 amino acids)
Biological process (GO): transmembrane transport
Cellular component (GO): membrane
Molecular function (GO): myo-inositol:proton symporter activity
Source: RefSeq, a predicted model, not a curated record
UCCCCUCUAAGAGUCGUGCCUGUGACGUCAGCAGAACAUGGCGGCCGCUGAGAUUAUAAACAAACACUUCUAGACACGUUUGGAGCAGGUUCCGUUCAUGUUUCUCGGUCUACGGAAACGACUCGGCGUCACUUCAACUACCGGCUGCCAAGUUCUCCGUGAAAGCGUGUCGGGGUUUUCUGUGAGCGGGCUUCCGUGUCGGUUUUGUUUUCUCCACAAACGGGCUGAUGAGCGCCCCCUGAAGCCUAUGGGAGAGCCGGGCAGCAGGAGGCAGCGAGCGGCGGACCAUGGGGAGCGGAGUCUCAUCGGGCCUCCGUCUGGAGCCUCCGGGGAGCCACCGGACCGGGACGCCUCCACGCCGGGCUUUGUUUAUGUGCUGGCGUUCUUCUCCGCCCUGGGGGGGUUCCUGUUCGGAUAUGACACCGGGGUUGUCUCAGGGGCGAUGCUGCUGCUGAAGAGGAGGAUGAACCUGAGCGCCCUGUGGCAGGAGCUGCUGGUCUCCAGCACGGUGGGGGCCGCAGCUGUCUCCGCCCUGGCGGGAGGGGUCCUGAACGGCUGGCUGGGGCGCAGGAUCUGUAUCCUUCUGGCCAGCUUCAUCUUCAGUUUCGGAGGAGUCAUGCUGGCGCUCGCCCCGGACAAGGUGGUCCUCCUGGUUGGCAGAAUCAUAGUGGGCCUAGGCAUAGGCAUUGCAUCUAUGACUGUUCCUGUGUACAUCGCAGAGGUUUCUCCUCCUCAUCUGAGAGGUCAGCUGGUCACCAUCAAUUCACUCUUCAUCACUGGCGGUCAGUUCAUCGCCAGCGUGAUCGAUGGGGCUUUCAGCUAUCUGAGUGAAGAUGGUUGGAGGUACAUGUUGGGUCUGUCUGUUCUACCCGCCGUGCUGCAGUUCCUGGGCUUCAUUUUUUUGCCUGAGAGUCCUCGCUGGCUCCUCCAAAACGGCCAGAACCAAGAGUCCCUGCAGGUUCUCCGCCGGAUCAGAGGAGACCAAAACGUGGAGGAGGAGUAUGACUCCAUAAAAGCCAGCGUUGAGGAAGAAGAGAGAGAAGUUCGGGGAGGUGGCGUUGUGCUUUUACGCAUUCUCAGUCAUGGUCCGACUCGCAGGGCUCUGAUUGUUGGCUGUGGCCUCCAGAUGUUUCAGCAGCUGUCUGGGAUCAACACAGUCAUGUACUACAGUGCAACUAUUCUGCAGAUGGCUGGAGUGCGUGACGACAAAGAGGCCAUCUGGUUAGCUGCUGCCACUUCGGCCACCAACUUUGUGUUCACCCUGGUUGGCGUGUGGCUCGUGGAAAGAGUGGGUCGCAGAAAGCUGACGCUGGGCAGUCUUUUAGGUACUGGUCUUAGUCUGGCUUUGCUGGCGGUUGGAUUCCUGCUGUCUGCUCAAAGCUCUCCGCCUGUUACCUUCCACCCAGUCGACCCUAAUAACUCAACAUGCAGACUUUAUGAGUCCUGCGAGCCGUGCAUGUUGGAUCCAGGCUGCGGGUUUUGUUUCCAGGAAAACGGCACCAAAGUGUUUGAGUCCUCGUGUGUUCCCGUCCAUCAGGCGUCCACUGAUCACGCCGCCUGGGGAAGGUGUUACAAUAAGUCAGAAGAGGGUAAAAGCCCAAUAUGGGCUUACAACUACUGCCCCACAUCCUACUCCUGGGUUGUCCUGAUGGGCCUUAUUCUCUACUUGGCUUUUUUUGCUCCAGGGAUGGGUCCCAUGCCCUGGACCGUAAACUCUGAGAUCUACCCACUCUGGGCCCGCAGUACUGGCAAUGCCUGCUCCGCCGGCGUCAACUGGAUCUUCAAUGUCCUCGUGUCUCUGACUUUCCUGCACGUUGCUGAGUAUCUGAGUUACUAUGGUGCGUUCUUCUUGUACACCGGACUGGUGUUCUUGGCUCUGCUCUUCGUGCUGGGCUGUCUCCCAGAGACCAGGGGCUUACAGCUGGAGGACGUUGAGGACCUGUUCAUGGGGCAGCUGUGCUCCUGUGGAGCCUCCUCGCCCACACACAACCGCCACGUCCACUACAUCCGGCAUGGUUCAGGAUACAGCUCAGCACAGUAUGGAGCAUUGGAUUCAGACGGUGCCAUAGCCUAUAUAACUGUAAGUACAGCCAUGAGGAGUUUUUAAAAUGGCUGGAUGUUCUGUUUGAAGCAGUGACAACACUGAAUAUGCCUUCUGUAUGUCCUUGUUCUUGCAGCUGAAAUAAUCACCAUUCCUCAACAACAGAGCUCCUUUGUACAGACAAUCCUUUUGCACUUUGAUAAACGCAAAUCUGUUUUAAAAGAACUAUUAGCAUCUGUAAACUGUACACAAUGUCUUGUGAAAAAAAAUGAUUAUGUGUGUUUCGAAACCUGAAAUAAAAGAUGUAUGUUUUUGGAAAAUUUA